AUGCACACAGCUCUAGUUUCUGGUUGGGCUGGCUCAAUGGCUUUAUACGAAUUAGCAGUUUUUGAUCCCUCUGAUCCUGUUCUGGAUCCAAUGUGGAGACAAGGUAUGUUCGCAAUUCCCUUCAUGACUCGUUUAGGAAUAACGGAUUCGUGGGGUGGUUGGAGUAUUUCAGGAGGAACUGUAACAAAUCCGGGUAUUUGGAGUUAUGAAGGUGUGGCAGGGGUGGCUUGCUUUGGCUUUGGGGCAUUUCAUGUAACGGGUUUGUAUGGUCCUGGGAUAUGGGUAUCUGAUCCUUAUGGACUAACUGGAAAAGUACAAGUUGUAAAUCCAGCGUGGGGUGCAGAAGGUUUUGAUCCUUUUGUUCCGGGGGGAAUAGCUUCUCAUCAUAUUGCUGCGGCUUUCGUAGUUGCUGGAACUAUGUGGUAUGGGUCAGCAACGACCCCAAUCGAAUUAUUUGGGCCUACUCGUUAUCAGUGGGAUCAGGGAUACUUUCAGCAAGAAAUAUAUCGAAGAGUUAGCAAUGGUUUAGCCGAAAAUCUUAGUUUAUCAGAAGCUUGGUCUAAAAUUCCCGAAAAAUUAGCCUUUUAUGAUUAUAUUGGUAAUAAUCUGGCAAAAGGGGGAUUAUUCAGAGCAGGCUCAAUGGACAAUGGGGAUGGAAUAGUUGUUGGAUGGUUAGGACAUCCCAUCUUUAGAGAUAAAGAAGAACGUGAGCUUUUUGUACGCCGUAUGCCUACUUUUUUUGAAACAUUUCUGGUUGUUUUGGUAGAUGAGGAGGGAAUUGUUAGAGCAGACGUUCCUUUUAGAAGAGCAGAAUCCAAAUAUAGUGUUGAACAAGUAGGCGUAACGGUGGAGUUCUAUGGUGGCGAACUUAAUGGAGUAAGUUAUUCUGAUCCUGCUACUGUAAAAAAAUAUGCGAGGCGUUCUCAAUUAGGGGAAAUUUUUGAAUUAGACCUGGCUACUUUGAAACCUGAUGGUGUUUUUCGCAGCAGUCCAAGGGGUUGGUUCACUUUUGGUCAUGCUACCUUUGCUUUGCUCUUCUUUUUCGAACACAUUUGGCAUGGCGCUAGAACAUUGUUCCGAGAUGUUUUUGCUGGUAUUGACCCAGAUUUGGAUGCUCAAGUGGAAUUUGGAACAUUCCACAAAGUGGGAGAUCCAACUACAAGGAAACAGGCAGCCUGA
Triticum turgidum subsp. durum (durum wheat) is the source of this 1179-nucleotide messenger RNA. The record is from the annotation of a GenBank genome assembly. NCBI's taxonomy places the organism in Eukaryota, Viridiplantae, Streptophyta, Magnoliopsida, Poales, Poaceae.